GAACUCAGUCAUCGACAGUCACUGCUUGGAAUUUGAUGCAAAUCUUAUUUGGAUCUGACUAAAAAAAAUUGAACAAUGGAGCAAAUAAGACGCGUCAAAUUGAGAAUUCAAAGCCGAAUUCAAUCUAUUAAAAAGUUACUCAUCACCAUUGGCAGUGGAGUUCGGUCACUUUUUAUCGGGACCUGUAAAAAUAGCAACAUCCAUGGUCUUUGUUAUUUUAACAAGCGACUACAUUGGAGUGAAAAGUAUAGGGAAUGCGGUUUCUCUGCUAUAAGAUUAUUAUAAAUUAAUUAUCCACAUAUCAAACGUAGGUUCUAUUGGAUGCUUGCUGUUGGUGUUUCACUAGUUUUGUGUGGACUAAUGAUCCAUAACAUCUGGAAUCAAUGGCAUGAACACCCAAUGACCCUGAGCUUCGCUGAUAAAUCUCUGUCAGCUGUGAACAUUGCGUUUCCUACCGUCACCAUUUGCCCUGAAAUUAAAUCAAUGAAGAAAAAAUUUAAUGUAACGCACGCGGUUUAUUCAUUGCAUGCUAAUUCACCAUUAACACAAACAGAAGUAAAUGGAUUGAAAGCGUUUGCACAUCUCUAUCCACGUUUGUUGAAAUUUGUCACAUACUCCGAACAAUUUAGCGAUGAAUCAAUUUAUGACACCAUUAAAGAUGUUGCUUUAGAUUUUGGAUAUUUCAUUCCUGCUGGCUGUCGCUGGAAUUUCAAAAAUGACUGCUCAAAAUUACUUGUUCCAGUUUUGACAGAUGAAGGCCUUUGCUACGCUCUCAACGCUCUCAAUUCGCAUGAGAUAUAUACGGAUGAGUAUGAUUAUUGUUUAUAG
Sitodiplosis mosellana (orange wheat blossom midge) is the source of this 828-nucleotide messenger RNA. RefSeq lists its product as uncharacterized. Gene Ontology annotation, biological process: sodium ion transmembrane transport. NCBI's taxonomy places the organism in Eukaryota, Metazoa, Arthropoda, Insecta, Diptera, Cecidomyiidae. The record is from RefSeq and is a predicted model, not a curated record. Gene Ontology annotation, molecular function: ligand-gated sodium channel activity. Gene Ontology annotation, cellular component: membrane. The transcript is spliced from 3 exons. Bases 322 to 828 code for a protein of 168 amino acids.